Molecule: messenger RNA, 1394 nt
Organism: Wasmannia auropunctata (little fire ant)
Lineage: Eukaryota; Metazoa; Arthropoda; Insecta; Hymenoptera; Formicidae
Product: dehydrogenase/reductase SDR family member 7
Exons: 8
Coding region: 259-1236 (325 amino acids)
Source: RefSeq, a predicted model, not a curated record
UACGAUCAGUGUUACGGUAGUGAUACCGGCACACACAAACCGGUGGCACACGCGUCAACGCUGGCAUGCGUCAGCUGAGUCGGUGUCGUCAGUCAGCGAUUGAAAGGAUUUCGGCACUGUGUGAUCUCGCGACGAGAGCGACGGUCUCACGCGAGAGAGUUUCGUUCCCCGUACAUUGUUUCGGUACAUUAAUCCAGUUUUGCUCUUCAUUUUUCCACACAAAUAAUUUCAUAUCGUCGUAGAUAAGUGUAAUCAAGAAUGGACUUAUUCGCAAUCGUCGGUCUACUAUUUGUACUAUAUUAUUCCAUCUAUAUUAUUCUCCCAUCCUUCUUGGACUGCGACUUACUGCUCGCUUUUAAGGAGAAAUACGGCAAACCUGUGUCUUCGUUAAAAGGCAAGACGGUAUGGAUAACGGGUGCAUCCUCUGGCAUCGGAGAACAUUUGGCUUACGUGCUGGCCAAAGCGGGCUGCAAAUUAAUCCUGUCCGCUCGCAGAGUCGCUGAAUUAGAACGAGUGAAGAAGACAUGUUUGGAAGAGAACAAAUGCUUGACCGACAACGAUGUGGAAAUCUAUCCCAUGAACGUGCUUGACUUGAACUUGCACGAGAAAGCGUUCCGGGAUGUGACCGACAAAUUCGGCAAGUUGGACAUACUCGUCAGCAAUGCCGGUCGUAGUCAAAGAGCGAAAUGGGAGAACAUCGAAAUUGCGGUCGAUAAAGAAAUGUUUGACUUGAAUGUAUUUUCCGUCUUAUCCUUGAGUAGAUUAGCAGUCAAAUACUUUCUGAAAGUGGGCGGAGGUCAAAUCGUCAACACUUCGAGCAUCGCGGGAUUUGUACCAACACCAAUAUCCCCGACUUAUUGUGCCACGAAACACGCUUUACACGGCUAUUUCAAACCGCUGUUCAUGGAGCACCCCGACAAGCUCAUCAGCGUGACAAUGGUUUGCCCGGGUCCGGUGCAGACCGGAUUUCUAGAAAAGAGUUUCACGGAGAAACCUGGCGAGGAAUAUGGCGUAUCAACGGAUACAGCUAAAACCAAAGUCAGCGCGGAACGUUGCGCAGCAUUAAUGGGCAUCGCGAUUGCGAAUAAAUUGAACGAAGUGUGGAUCGCUACACCGCCCGUAUUACGAAUUACAUAUUUGUAUUAUUGUUUCCCGAAUUUCGCCAGAUGGUUGAUAAAGACUUUAGGUCUGAAGUAUCUGCAGAAACUACGAGAUGCUAACGCUGUCAAGAAGUAAUCAAAUUAUCAUCACUAAAUAUUUCAAUAUUCCUACGACAGCUAUUUUUGGAUCAUAUUUCCCAAAAUGUUCUUCACAUAAGUGCCAUGAGAACAAUUUUUUUACAUAUAUAUAAGAGAUGUAUAUUACAUUAUAACAAUAAAAUAUAAAAACAUUAA